AUGCCAGGACUACCGUCCAGCAUCGAUUUAGAUGAGUGCAUCGAGCGACUCUAUAGGAAGGAAUUACUAGCAGACUCUGUCAUAGAGGCAAUAUGCGCCAAGGCGAAAGAAUUGCUCAUGAAGGAGAGCAACGUCGUCCAUAUCGCUGCCCCCGUCACUGUCGUCGGAGAUAUCCAUGGCCAAUUCUACGAUAUGAUUGAGAUUUUUAAGAUUGGAGGCUAUUGCCCUAACACAAAUUACUUGUUUCUCGGCGACUACGUGGACCGCGGCCUCUUCAGCGUCGAAACCAUCUCGCUCCUCGUCUGCCUCAAACUCCGCUACCCAGCCCGCGUCCACCUCAUCCGCGGCAACCACGAGUCCCGCGGCGUCACCCAAUCCUACGGCUUCUACACCGAAUGCGCCCGCAAAUACGGCAACGCCAACGUCUGGCACUACUUCACCGACAUGUUCGACUUCCUCACCCUCAGCGUCGUCAUCAACGAUCAGAUCUUCUGCGUGCACGGCGGUCUAUCGCCGUCCAUCCAUUCCAUCGACCAGAUUAAGAUUAUUGAUCGAUUUCGCGAGAUCCCGCACGAGGGGCCCAUGGCUGAUCUUGUCUGGUCGGAUCCGGACACGGAGCGGGAUGAGUUUUCGCUCUCGCCGAGGGGGGCGGGGUAUACCUUUGGUGCACAGGUGGUCAAGAAGUUCCUUGAGGUGAAUAACAUGUCUCACAUCCUCCGUGCGCAUCAGCUGUGUCAGGAAGGGUACCAGGUGCUCUACGAGGACCGGUUAAGCACCGUGUGGAGCGCGCCGAAUUACUGCUACAGAUGCGGGAACCUCGCGAGUGUUCUUGAAGUUAGCGAUACGGGAGAGCGCUACUUUAAUAUAUUUGAUGCUGCGCCUGAGAAUAACGAUAUACACCGUGGGGAACAGCAGGCACAGCAGCAACCGGGCAAGGAUGGGCUUAAUCCUGUAAUUGAAUAUUUCUUAUGA
Molecule: messenger RNA, 972 nt
Organism: Paracoccidioides brasiliensis Pb18
Exons: 3
Coding region: 1-972 (323 amino acids)
Biological process (GO): peptidyl-serine dephosphorylation
Cellular component (GO): FAR/SIP/STRIPAK complex
Molecular function (GO): protein serine/threonine phosphatase activity
Source: RefSeq, a predicted model, not a curated record